This is a messenger RNA of Drosophila willistoni, 1632 nucleotides long. RefSeq names its product facilitated trehalose transporter Tret1. Gene Ontology annotation, molecular function: sugar transmembrane transporter activity. The transcript has 5 exons. The coding region runs from base 163 to 1578 and encodes 471 amino acids. Gene Ontology annotation, biological process: carbohydrate transport; transmembrane transport. Lineage: Eukaryota; Metazoa; Arthropoda; Insecta; Diptera; Drosophilidae. Gene Ontology annotation, cellular component: membrane. The record is from RefSeq and is a predicted model, not a curated record.
GGCCACGGGCAAGCGAAACAGGCGCUAGACUCUAACACUACGAGCCUCAACUAAGUAGAGGGUAGAAACACUUAUAAACCAUACACGGGUAUGGCCAGAAGAAAGUAGUUAAUCAAAUAAUUUACCUUUUGAAUACCCAUCUAAAUUCUAUCACAAUCAACAAUGGUUUCCGGCGAGGCUGGCGGUCUUAAAUAUCAAUAUCUGGCUGCAAUAUGUGUGAACAUAAUUUCCAUCUCGUAUGGUGCAUUUUGUGGUUGGCCAUCGGCUAGUUUCUUGGAACUGGGUUCGAGUUCGAGUCCCCUGGAGACGGGUCCAUUAACACCACAGGAUCAAGGCUGGGUAGCAUCCACAUUAUGUUUGGGCGGCAUUGCUGGGACAAUAUUUUUCGCUUGGCUGGCAGAUCGAAUUGGUCGAAAGCAAUGUCUCCUGUGGCUAGCUCUCCCCGCCUUGGUGGGUUGGAUUAUCAUACCAUUUGCCCGAAAUCCCAUGCAUUUGAUAGCAGCUCGCUUCAUAGGAGGCACCGCAGGUGGCGGUUGCUUCGCUGUCAUACCAAUUUACACCGCUGAAUUGGCUGAGGAUAGCAUACGUGGCGUUUUGGGUACUCUGCUGGUGCUAACCUGCAACUUUGGGGUCCUGACCGCUUUCGCAUUGGGCUACUACUUCAACUAUGCCACUGUGGCAUGGAUAAUGUCCACUUUAUCAUUUGUGUUUGUGGCCUGUUUUUGGUUUAUGCCCGAGACGCCGCAGCAUUUGGCGCAGCACAAUAAGGUUGAAGAGGCAGAACUAUCCUUGAGAUACUAUCGUAAUAUUAGGUCACGUGCCUCAAAGGAUCUCACUGAAGAGCUCCAAUUGGAGUUGCAAAAACUGAGGGUGCCAACUGAAAAGGAUGCCGAGGCAAAAGAUGAUCUAAACGCUGGAAAAGAUUCGGGUGUUAGUUGGUCAGAUUUUGCUGAACCCAAGGCUCGAAAGGCCUUCUCUAUUGGCAUGGGGCUGAUAUUCUUCAAUCAAAUGUGCGGAUGCUUUGCCAUGCUUAACUAUACGGCCGUAAUCUUUCAACAAUCCGGAUCGGAUCUGUCGCCAACGAUAAGUGCGAUUGCUGUGGGCGGCAUUCAGUUGUUGGGCACAUAUUGCUCAACCGUUCUCGUCGAGAGAUUGGGACGUAAAAUCCUAUUACUAAUCUCUGCCGUGGGCAUCUGUCUUGGCCAGUGCUCGAUGGGUGGUUUUAGCUUGCUUAAGUUCUUGGGACACGAUACCAGCUCCUUCAAUUGGGUACCCGUGGCUGGCUUCUCCUUUAUGCUCUUCAUUGCCUCUUGGGGCAUGUUGUCUUUGCCAUUCCUGGUCAUAUCCGAGAUAAUGCCUCCCAAGAUACGUAACAUGGCUAAUAUGCUUUGCAUGACAUUUCUUUGGGUGAUUGCCACUUGCACUAUUAAAGCGAUGCCCCUUCUAACUGACUCUAUGGGCAUGCAUGGCACUGUGUUCCUAUUUGCCACCUUCUCCUUUUUGGGUGCCAUUUUUGUGGCCAUUUUUGUGCCAGAGACCAAGGGAAAGACUAUUGAAACCCUUUUGGCCAGUUUAUAGUUUUAGCGCUUAAAUUAUGUUAUAUUGUUGUGUUUCUGAAUAAAAUUCAACUAU